GAGGGUAGCAAAACAAAGUUCUAAACUUGUUCGCACAUUGUGAGGAAAAUGAAGCCGGGUUAUCCCAAUGGAGCAGAGAUGAGACGACAAGAGGAAAACAAACUGCUUUUAUUAAAACUACCAAAGGGUUCAGCUUUUUUCACAUUGACACCAAAGGUGCGUCACCGACAACUCUUGCCAGUAGCAGUAGCACUGCUGUCAGUGUUAGCCGAGGAAGAUGGAGUAAAGAUGAAGCGGAGCGGGACAUGAGUGAUGCUUUUCAUCACCAUGACACAAAAUGCCCGGAGACAUCAAUAAAGGGAAGAAGUCCUUUGUCCAGAAGUGUGCUCAGUGUCACACAGUGGAAAAUGGGGGGAAGCACAAGGUCGGCCCAAACCUGUGGGGUCUGCUUGGUCGCAAAACGGGCCAGGCAGAAGGUUACAGCUAUACGGAUGCAAACAAAAGCAAAGGCAUUAUCUGGGAUGAGAACACCCUGAACGUCUACUUGGAGAACCCCAAAAAGUACAUUCCCGGAACAAAGAUGAUCUUUGCUGGCAUCAAGAAGAAGAAUGAGCGUGCUGACCUUAUAGAAUAUCUUAAAUCUGCGACUUCUUAAAGAACUUUACCAUCAAGAUGAAUUGUCGUUUUCUUCUCAACAAUGGACAGUUUUUUCACAGCGGUGCCUCUGAUUUUAUAUGAUUCACCUUCUUGGUGGAGUGAUUGAUAAUCCCUAGUUUUAACAGGUUCCUUUUUUUAAAAUAGAACUUAUUAAACCACAUACUGUAUUCAUAGAAACUGUGAAAGCUGUUGUUUUAGUUCACAAAUCUGUUGUCAUCAAUUGCCUGUCCUAGUUUAGAACAACAUAUUACUUUAAGAUUUAGCAACCGAGUGUUUCGUUUUUAAGAUGUUUUUUUUUUUGUAUUGAAUAAAACACUAACCAAGA
Phyllopteryx taeniolatus (common seadragon) is the source of this 922-nucleotide messenger RNA. Its product is annotated as cytochrome c-like. Gene Ontology annotation, cellular component: mitochondrial intermembrane space. The record is from RefSeq and is a predicted model, not a curated record. Gene Ontology annotation, biological process: mitochondrial electron transport, cytochrome c to oxygen; mitochondrial electron transport, ubiquinol to cytochrome c. The transcript has 3 exons. Gene Ontology annotation, molecular function: electron transfer activity; heme binding. Lineage: Eukaryota; Metazoa; Chordata; Actinopteri; Syngnathiformes; Syngnathidae. Bases 278 to 595 code for a protein of 105 amino acids.